AUGUUUGAGCACCUUGACCAUGCCAACUUCGUUUCAUAUGAUUCGUCCAUAGAUGUCGCGUGCAAGGAUGAGGAGAAGUGGCUUAGCUUUCCAGCGGCCUUGAAUAUCGAGCGUAGCGCCAGACUGUUCCGGCAGGCCAAUAUUGACCCUAAUAAACUUUCACCCAUUUUGGUUUUGGGAGGUCAAGAAUGGAAACUGCUAGAUCCGAAGUGCAAAACUCCCGAAUGCCCUGCGGAAACGCGCCCGUCGCGUGGAAGGUGUGAUACAUAUACUAAUUAUCAACUAUCCAAUUAUGAUGUUGACCGUCUCAUGCGAAGCUCGUAUCCAGAAGAGCCGGAAGUGCACUAUAACAUAUCCACUGCUUAUAGUUGGGUCACGUUUGAGAGUGCCAGAAGUUUGAAGGCAAAAGCCGAUCUUGCCAACGAGAAUUGCCUCGGGGGCCUUGCUGUUGAGAUGGUAUACACGGGUGGACCGGCCACUCUGGCAAACCCUAAUGAUUUAGAUCCAAUUAAUACAAGCAUGGAAAGCGCGCCCCCGACAAAUCCACUUCAGGAUUUCGAUCCCAAUGCACAGCUUACUGUAACGGACACGCCCUCCACCACGAGCACGCAGAGCGCCAGUUUGAGUACUGAUACAAGUACCACUGACACCGAUACCAAUGUUAAUACGGAGGGCUUAUCCUGCCAUCCUGCGAUUGGUAGUGUCCACGUUCCGAUCGCUCAGCAGGAUUGUGAUUCAAACAGUACUUCAACUGCUUCUCACAGCCCUGAUACGCCAGUUAAUGCGGAAGAGCAUACCCCUAGCCCUACUCUCGCUGCUCCCCACGAUGCCAGUACAUCCGAUGAGCCUAAUGCAAUGGGUCCUAAGCCUACUCUUACUCUUGCCUACCGGAUUGGCACUCCGACUGAUACCGCCGAGAAAGCUAAUGAUGAAGGCACCACUCCUGGCGAGCCCGCCAAUGCUCCUUGA
Molecule: messenger RNA, 969 nt
Organism: Aspergillus oryzae RIB40
Lineage: Eukaryota; Fungi; Ascomycota; Eurotiomycetes; Eurotiales; Aspergillaceae
Exons: 3
Coding region: 1-969 (322 amino acids)
Biological process (GO): chitin catabolic process
Cellular component (GO): extracellular region
Molecular function (GO): chitin binding; chitinase activity
Source: RefSeq, a predicted model, not a curated record